Molecule: messenger RNA, 3410 nt
Organism: Prorocentrum cordatum
Lineage: Eukaryota; Dinophyceae; Prorocentrales; Prorocentraceae
Source: the annotation of a GenBank genome assembly
AGGCUCGGCGGCUCAAGCUCGGACGCCCGCGGCCGCUGCAGCGGGCGCCGCGAGACCAGGCGAUGCAGUCAUCGGCGGUGGUGUGGUCUGACUGCUUAGAUGCCGCCAGGGGUGGCGCCGCAAUCCACCAGACCCGCUCUCUGGGUGGCAGGCACUCUGCCAGGACGACGUCCUCUGCGGCAGGCAGGCCCGGCAGGCCAGGCGCCAAGAGGUCGGCAGCAGGUGGGCACACUGCUCAGGCCGCUGGUGGACAGGCCCUCCAGGGCCUGCUUGGAGGCAACGGCAGCGGCGGCGGCAACGGGCUCUCCUUGCCACUGCACGCGACGGGGAGGGCACCCCUCAAGCCUCAGGCCGAGCCCGCGCCCACGGGCCUCCUCGUGGCGGGCCCGAGCCGCUCCGCACACGGCCUCGGGGCCCGGAACCGCGGCAUGGCGCCCGCCGCCUCGGAGCCGGCGCUGCCUCCCGCCGAGCGGGAGCGGCUGCCAGGUGCCACAGGGCCGAUGGCCCCCUCGCCGAGCCUUCCCUCGGUCUGGUCCGCCGCCCAUGGGCCCAGGGAAGGCUUCGGCCGAGGCGUGGCAGCGAGCUCCCGGCAGCUGGCGGCGACCGCGCCCAACUUUGCGCCGCAGCCGAGCCCGGAGUCCCCGCCUGGCCCCGGCCAGCCGGCGCCCGCCUCGUCGCCCGCCGCGAGGCUGGUGGAGGGCGCGGAGCAGCAGGGCGGGCCCCCUCUCCCGCAGGGUAACGUCAUCGCGGCGGCGGCCUCGGAGUACAACCGCCGCUGGAGGAUGCUCGCGGAUGCGGGUCCCCGCUCCGGUCGCGCGCACAAGGUGUCCUCGCUAGCGAGUGCCGUGGACCAGGCCCGUGCCGGGGUGGCGUGGACCUCCGGGCACGCUUCCUUCGGCGGCGGCGGGGGCGGGGACCUCCUCCGCCGGGUGGGCAAAAGGCUGAGCACGGCUGGCGCGAAGGCCGACCACUUGGGCAGCAUCUCGGACAGCGACCCUCUGACGAUGGGGCACGUGGGUUCGGGCACCGAUGCAAUGAAAAAGCUUCGCAAGAUCGGCAUGCUUGGUAUGGCGGGGGCGAGGGUAAAGAGCAAGGAUGCCAGCGAACUGGACGACGUCACGCAGUUGUCGCAUUGGGGCCAGGCUCGCCUGGAGGUGCUCGAGCGGAUGAAAACAGCACCGAAGGCGCGGCUCGCUUCUCUAAAGGCGAGGGCAGACUUGUACGCUCACCUUCACGAGAAGCAGACGCCGCGGGGGUACGCGGCCCUCGCCGAGGCGCUGGAGUUCAAGCUGGGCAGCCUGAAGAAGGCUUUCAGAUAUUUCGACUUCAAUAAGAACGGGGACCUCAGUUUCAUGGAGUUUAGCGGCGGCAUGAGUAUGUGCGGCCUGGACCUCACUGUGCUUUGUGGCAAGGACGCGGCGGAGAUUUUCACGGCUAUUGACGUUGCGCCGUGCGACGGCUCCAUCCAGCUCCAGGAGCUGCUCAACCUGCACAACCUCCGAGACCCCACCCCAACAGAGCAGGAGGCCCCGACCUCCGCAGGCGGGGACGCCUCGUCGGAUCACAGGCGACGCAUCGGUGCGCUGAAGGCGGCCACAGGCAUGUUCCGCAACCGGCUUCGCCAACCGCUCGGCUUCGCCAACCUCGAGAUGGACGCCGAGGGUGCCGCAGAGGUGGUUGGAUCUCCUGACCUUGCGGACGAGGCCUUCCCUCGUGUGCCUGAGAUCCAUGCUUCUCGGAAGUGGUGCGCGAUCGCGAGCUGGAUGGCGGCAGCCAGCCUGCACAGCGCGGCCGUAAAGGAGCAGCGCAUCGCAGCGGGCUGGUCGCUGCCACCGGCCGCAGCCACACCCGAAAAGCCCAGCGCCGGCGCUGAGGACUCGGAGGCCUGGGGCGCCGAGGCGCCGGCCCCCACCUCCGCCGGCGGCCUGCGGAGUGGCGGGCGGCCUUCCGGCAGCCCCGCGGACGCGGCGCAUUCCGCAGGACGGUCCGCCCAACCCAGCUGCGCCAGCACCGACAGCGCGGGGGGUUCGCCUGGACCCGGGGUGCCUCUUGGGCGCGGCGCAGGCACAGGCGCCGGCGCUGGAGCCAGCGCAAGCGAAUCAGCCCAGCACGGCCAAGAUGGCGAUGUGGGGAGCGCCGCCAUCGGUGACGGAAGCGCCGCCGCAGACGGCGCAGGCACGGGCGUUGCACCAGGUGGCGGUGGAGGCGCAGCUGGCGCUGGAGGCGCAGGUGUGGCAGGAGUUGGCGCAGACUUUGCCAUUGCCAACGGAGGUGCGGGCAGCCAGGCCGCAGGGGAAGGAGUGGCUCGCGGCGCAGCAGAUGCGGGAGCACCGAGCAGCGCCGACGGCGUUGCCGACGCUGGCGCCGGUGCUGGCGCCGAGCCCAACGCCUCGGGCACCGCAAUGGACAGCCCAAGUGCAGGCGGUGGAGGCCCGGGGCGCGGCCACGGAGCGGGCGGCGACAUGGGCGGGACUGCCGCAGGGCCCUCCCAGGGCCCAACCGCCGCUGGCCGCAGCUGCGAGAGCGGCGCGAGGGUGGGGGGCAGCGCGCACUCCCGCGGCAGUGCCGGCAGUGGCAGACCCAGCCCAGCCCCGCAGUUCCCCGCGCCGUUGGGGCCGCUGGGAGUACCAAUGUGGGAGGGCGCGUACGUCGGAAGAACGCUGAGCGCGGAGGAGCUCGCGGCAGAGGGCGCCGCGGGGAUGAAGGAGCAGGAGGGCGCGCUGCAGGAGGUGUUUAACAUGCUGUGCAGCAUCAAGGCUAGGGAUGGUACCAAGCUGAUGAACCGGCCAGAUCUGCACCGUUUCUUCAAAGACUUGGAGCAGGUGGACCAAUCUCGAUCCCACCGCGUCUCCUCGGUGAAGCUUGACAAGCUGUACGAGGAGGCAAUCGAAUUGCAGAGGGACCUCCGAGGCCAAUCGAAGGGACUGACCUUCAUGUCGUUCAAGGUCCUGCUUAACAACGCAAUCAAGGUGCUGGGCCUCGGCUGGUUCGGCCUCGUCGAGCUGGCCGUGGGGCGUAACGACAGCACCUCGGCCUCUGGUGACCAGGUCACCACGUCGGCGUUCGACAGCCACGCGACAAGCAACCGAUGAUCUCGUUGAGUACUGGCGUCAACUGGUGGUAGGAGGAUGUUUGGCCAAGCUACAUCCAGCCGCUGCCCUUUUGAAUAUGACGCCGCUUGUUUCAUUCAAUAUUUCCUCAAUAUGUGAUUCCACGAGGCUCGCCGCCAUGACACUGGCACUGGCGGCGACAUUAUAAUUAUACUUUUCUCUGCCUACCCUGUGCCUAUCUUUGCUGCAGAUAGGUGUUGUUAGGGCUGGGUUGGGCGGGCCAGCGCCAGCUUCCCCUCUCCUCCUCCUCCUUCUCCUCCUCGUCCUUCCUCGUUCUCCCGCUCGUCGUCGCCGUCGCCG